UGUCUCACACACUCUUUUGUUAGCCAUGCCUAGCCUGCUGGUUCUAGCAGGGAUCAUGGAGAAAAACGGGGGCUUCGGCGGGGAUCUGGCCGCCUCCGGGUUCGGAAGCGAAGGUCUCCUGGUGCCGCCCGACGAGGACGAGGACGACUCCCGUGCCCUCAGGGUCGCGCUGGGCCAGCUGUCUCUGCUGGGUCUCGGGGAAGGCGAGGACGGCGGCGGCGGCGGCGGCGGAGCCCCGACAACAGGAGUACAGGACCGGAGUAACAACAACAACAACCACAACCACCACCAGCAGCAGCAGCAGCAGCAGCAGCAGCUCCACAACCACAGCAACAGCGGCGGCGGGGACACGGCUCUACUGCAGGGGAAGAGCAAGUUGUGCGCCCUGUACGAGAGCUCCUCAAGUGAGAGCAAAGGACGAGGCUGCAACAUAACUGAAUGUGUCCCAGUGCCCAGCUCUGAACAUGUGGCCGAGAUAGUGGGCAGACAAGGUUGCAAGAUCAAAGCCCUGAGGGCCAAGACCAACACCUACAUCAAAACCCCAGUUCGAGGAGAGGAGCCCGUCUUCUUAAUCACCGGCCGGAAGGAGGAUGUCGCACUGGCCCGUCGUGAAAUCAUCUCUGCUGCAGAGCACUUCUCCAUGCUGCGGGCGUCCCGCAACAAGCUGGGCGUGUCCUUCAGCGGCUCCCCGCCCACACCUCUGCCCGGUCAGACCACCAUCCAGGUGAGAGUGCCAUACCGUGUCGUGGGGCUGGUUGUGGGGCCCAAAGGCUCCACCAUUAAACGCAUCCAGCAGCAGACGUGCACGUACAUCGUCACGCCCAGUCGAGACCGCGACCCCGUCUUUGAAAUCACGGGGUCACCGAGCAACGCUGAGCGCGCACGAGAGGAGAUCGAGGCGCACAUUGCCUUCAGAACAGGAGGCCUGCAUGACCACAACAACGAGAACGACUGCAUGGGGCCAAACGGUGGAAGCAGCCCAGUGGGCAGCAGCGGUGGUCUGGAGAGCCGGCUACAACAGGUGUGGGGGCUGCAGGGGGGCCAGCGCAAGCCGCUCACCAGCAGCUACCGCCAGAACUUUUCAGAUGCCAUGGUGGGAGGGGGAGGUGGAGGAGAGGGAGGGGGGAUCUACAACAAGAGCAACUUCUCCAGCUCUGGAGACAAGCCUUGCUCUUAUUUUGGAUCAGAGGGCACCCAGAGCUGGGGCGACCCCGACUACCCCAAACAGGUGGCCUUCUACGCCCAGCAGCGUUCCAAGAGCUUUGGUGGCCUCCCUCUCCCCCUGACCAGACUCUCCCCCAGUUUACCCGAGUCCUGCGGAGGAGUGGGCAACAACAACUCUUCGGUCACCAGCAUCGUGUCCGUCAGCGGCUCGGCUCACGCCCAGGCCCGCCGCGCCCACAGCGAGCCCACCUCAGCCGGAGAGGGUUUCCCUGGCCGUCUUCCAGCGCCGGACUCACCGCCGGCCACCGUGCGGGACUGCAUGACCUGCUUUGAGAGCAAAGUGACGGCUGCCUUGGUUCCCUGUGGCCACAACCUCUUCUGCAUGGAGUGCGCCAUCCGAAUCUGUGAGCUCAACCACCCGGAGUGCCCAGUGUGCCACACCCAGGUCACACAGGCCAUCCGAAUAUUCUCUUAAAAAAAAAAAAAAAACCACAUCAGUUUUUAUCAUUAGUUAUUUUUGUC
Molecule: messenger RNA, 1686 nt
Organism: Solea solea (common sole)
Lineage: Eukaryota; Metazoa; Chordata; Actinopteri; Pleuronectiformes; Soleidae
Gene: mex3a
Product: mex-3 RNA binding family member A
Exons: 2
Coding region: 26-1639 (537 amino acids)
Molecular function (GO): RNA binding
Source: RefSeq, a predicted model, not a curated record